This is a messenger RNA of Spirodela intermedia, 1185 nucleotides long. The record is from the annotation of a GenBank genome assembly. NCBI's taxonomy places the organism in Eukaryota, Viridiplantae, Streptophyta, Magnoliopsida, Alismatales, Araceae.
AUGCUCGGCCGCGGCCGUGAGCCAGAGCCGGCGGUGGAGGAAUCGCCGCCCGAUUUCCAUGGCCUCCGUCCCCCAGAGAAGCCUCGCAAGGUUGUGGCCUUCGAUAUUCAGCUUGACCCACUGCAGAACCCCCGGCGGCGGGAGGACGAAGAAGUGGCUCCCGACCUCACGGCGCCCCUUUCCGACGAGAUCCUUCUCCGUAUCUUCUCCCAUCUCCCAUCUCCGCUCCAGGUCUCCGCCGGCCUCGUCUGCAAGAAGUGGCUCCGCCUCCUCGGCCGGCUCCGCCGCUCACUCACGCUCCUCGACUGGUCCUUCCUCGACAGCCCUUCCCGUCGCCUCGUUGCUCGCUUCCCCGACCUUACCGACGUCGAUCUCGUGCCGGCGUCCAUCACCCCGCCGGUUGUGACCUCCGGGAUCCUUCUCUCCCGCGGUCACAUCUCCGUCCAGUUGGAUUCGGACUUCGAGUCCUCCGAAGAUUCCUCUCCAGAUCUCGUCUCGGAUGGCCGGUUCCUGCCGCCGGAGACCAUGGACCGAGGUCUCGACAUCCUCUCCGGGAGCUGCCCCAGCCUGCGGAAGCUCUCGAUGGUCGCCGUCGCGUCAGAUCGCGGCCUGAUGAAUGUUGCAGACAAUUGCCCGACGCUGCUGGAGCUGGACCUCCACUGGUGCACUGACUCGUCUCUUAGCCCCAUAUCUGCUUUCAGCAACCUCCAGAUCCUCAAGGUCAUCGGAUGCGUGGAGGGGCUUUUCAGGGGAUCAGGGAUCACCGACAUCGGGUUGACAAUCUUGGCCCACAGCUGCAAGCGACUGGUAAAGCUCGACCUGAUAGGAUGCGAGGGGAGCUACGACGGCAUCAGCGCCAUCGGGCGGUGCUGCUUGAUGCUGGAGGAGCUGACGCUAUGCGACCACCGAAUGGAUGCAGGCUGGAUCGCAGGGUUGUCUUUCUGUGGGAAUCUCAAGACCCUGCGAUUAAUUCAUUGCCGGAUCAUCGACAAGGAUCCCGGCCCCGUGGAGCACUUGGGAUCGUGCGCCGCCAUUGAGCACCUGCACCUGCAGCGGUGCCAGCUCCGCGAUAAGAGAAGCUUGAAUGCUCUGUUCUUCGUGUGUGAGGCUGUGAAGGAUAUCGUCUUCCACGACUGUUGGGGAUUGGACGACGACAUCUUUGGGACGGCGAGCCUCUGCAGGUAA